This is a messenger RNA of Magnolia sinica, 1561 nucleotides long. Its product is annotated as metal tolerance protein C4. The record is from RefSeq and is a predicted model, not a curated record. The coding region runs from base 1 to 1353 and encodes 450 amino acids. Gene Ontology annotation, cellular component: membrane. The transcript has 15 exons. Gene Ontology annotation, biological process: zinc ion transport; transmembrane transport. Lineage: Eukaryota; Viridiplantae; Streptophyta; Magnoliopsida; Magnoliales; Magnoliaceae. Gene Ontology annotation, molecular function: monoatomic cation transmembrane transporter activity.
AUGCAGAAGAGAAAUCCCAGCUCUCAUUUGAUGCGAGCAGUUCGUCUCGUCAGACGUCUGACGGAACCUGUCACCAGACCCCAUCCAACGGCUCUCGUCUCAUCAUCAUGUCAUGGGGCCACUGAUACAUCUAAAGAAGAGCCGCUGAAAGUCACAGAUCAGAGGGAGAUUUUAGAGCUUUCUCGGCACAUUCGAUUCCGUUUGGCUCCUGUCAUCUGCAUUCACUCCGUUAUUAUUGCUCCAGAGCUGCACAAGUUAAAAAGAAAGAAAUCGACGAUCCCAGGACAAGUAUGGAAAAAAGUGCGGCUGUUAGUGAAUCAAAGCCAACGAGCAGUUACUACUGCAUUAUGGUGCAAUUUCCUUGUCUUCUCUCUGAAAUUUGGUGUAUGGCGGGUGACUUCAAGCCAUGUUAUGUUUGCAGAAGUUGUACAUUCAGUUGCAGAUUUUGCAAACCAGGCCCUUCUUGCUUAUGGUCUGAGUAGCUCAAGGCGUGCUCCUGAUGCUCUGCACCCUUAUGGUUAUUCAAAGGAAAGAUUUGUCUGGUCUUUGAUAUCUGCUGUUGGUAUUUUUUGCCUUGGUUCUGGUGCGACAAUAGUCCAUGGAUUUCAAAACUUGUGGAAUUCACAGCCACCUCCCAAUAUACACUAUGCAGCUUUGGUGAUUGGUGGUUCAUUCAUUAUGGAAGGUGUUUCACUCAUUGUUGCUAUAAAUGCUGUCAAGAGAGGUGCAGCUGCAGAAGGGAUGACAGUACGUGAUUAUGUCUGGCGUGGGCAUGAUCCGACAUCUGUUGCAGUUAUGACUGAGGAUGGUGCUGCAGUUACAGGCCUUGCUAUUGCUGCAGCGUCGCUGGUGGCUGUCAAUAAGACAGGAAAUCCGAUCUAUGACCCAAUUGGUUCUAUUAUAGUUGGCAACUUACUUGGAAUGGUUGCUAUUUUUCUUAUUCAAAGGAAUCGGCAUGCUUUGAUUGGCAGGGCAAUUGAUGAUCAUGAUAUGGAAAGAGUGCUUCGGUUCUUGAAAUCUGAUCCGGUUGUGGAUGCUCUAUAUGAUUGCAAGAGUGAGGUGAUUGGACCCGGCUUCUUUAGGUUCAAAGCAGAAAUAGAUUUCAAUGGCGUUGUGGUGGUACAGAAUUACUUGGAACGGACUGGACGAGAAGAAUGGGCCAGACAGUUUCGAGAGGCAGCAAAGGGUAAAGAUGAUGCAGCACUGCUCAAGAGCAUGUCAUGCUAUGGUGAGGAGGUGGUUACUGCUCUGGGCAGCGAAGUGGACAGGCUAGAAAAGGAGAUCCAGAGGAUUGUCCCCGGGAUCCGACAUGUUGACAUUGAGGCCCACAAUCCCAAAGGGCCAUCUCCAUGAUCUGCGGCUUCCUCCAGGUAACAACUACUUACAGUCCAUUUUUUUCCAGUGAGAUUGGUAUUUGUCAAACUGUCCUGGAAAUUUUCCAAUUGAGGGGCUUCUUUGUUUAUUAUUUGGAGCCGGUUGACAAUGCUGUAUUUGAAAACAUCAAUGGAGAAGAAGGCUCCCAUUCAAUCCAAACAUGCUGACUUUAUGAGUCUCGAAGGAA